GAUGGAGGGCCUAGAGCAUCCUGCCUCGGCUCAUGUUCCAGCUCUGCUAUCCACCAGCUGGGAGCCCAGGGCAAAGCCCCUUGCCUCUCUGGCCCGCAGAUACCUCUUCUGGACAGUUGCUGUGGACAGCAGAAAAAUGUCCUGAAAGAUCCUGGUCUAUGCCAUCUGUGGGCAAUGAUUACUCAUGGCUGCUAAAACUCAUCCUCUCUUGCCAAUCAACUUUCUCUCUGGAGUUUCUUUGUUUUUCAGAUUCCUGCCUAGGAGGCAUCCGCUGGCUGAUGUCGGUGGGACAUCCCAAAGUGCUUCUGUUCUACUGGGCCACACACAGUGCCAGGUCCAGAGAACCAUGCUACCGCUACAAGUAUUGUGGACACUGUCCCCACCUCACAGGCCUCACACCAAUUGGAAAGGAGCUGAAACUAUUCCAAGGAGAGAACAGUGUCAUGUAUCCUGGUCACUCUCCCCAGUGCCUAAUACCACCCUAUUAUGACACCCACUUAGCUGGGGAAAGCAGGAUUUUGAAGGAGUUGCUGAGGACUCCAGAGCUCUGGAUUCCCAAGUCCUACAAAGCCAGGAAAGGACAGACUGCAGAACAACAGCUUGUCCCCAGUUCCCAGCCCCAGGCAGCAGUAGACUUGGAGGUGUACCUGAGUACCCAUGCUGUGACACCCCUCCCACGCUGCAUUUUAAAAGCUCACUGGGUAGAGACCGGCCGGAGGAAGGAAAGUCAGGAUCCCACUACUUCCUUAACUUUUCCCAGGUCCCACAGGUCUGCAGACUCCUUGCUGACUGAGGAAGAGAUGCAGGCGAGACAAGUGUCCACAGCAGACAUGACUCCUUCACUCCAUUGGGAACACGUUCCAUUGGGGAGCACCAUGAGUGUCUCCUGCAUGGACGUCUUUUCCCUAAGCCCCAUGCCACUGUCUCUACAGCAGUGACCAGAGUUCCUGGUCCUCCCUUUUGGUGUGCUAUACUAGUGACCCCUGGGGAAAUGAACUGGUGGUUUGUGCCAACCAAGUAUUGAAACUAUUAUUCUGAACAAUUGGACACUGCCCACCUCCACCAGGAUAGUCUCCAGUCAGCUAGGGUUCUGGAACCUCAAGCAGCAGGAGCCAGUUCAGCCUCUCUUAGAAAAGAGAUACCUGGGCUGGAGAGAUGGCUCAGUGGUUAAGAGCACUGGCUGCUCUUGAAGAGGAUCUGGGUUCG
Molecule: messenger RNA, 1206 nt
Organism: Nannospalax galili (Upper Galilee mountains blind mole rat)
Lineage: Eukaryota; Metazoa; Chordata; Mammalia; Rodentia; Spalacidae
Exons: 3
Coding region: 33-938 (301 amino acids)
Source: RefSeq, a predicted model, not a curated record